AUUACAGUACACAGGUUUAUGUAAAGUUGACUGUUUCAAAAAAGUUCAAGAUUCUUACAGCAUUUCUAAGCUCACUUGAAAGGAUUGCCAGACUUUAUAUAUCUUGGAGGAGGGGAAAAUUCUCAAGCCUCAUUGUAACUGAAGAGAAACACAAGGCUCUCAACAAAGUACGAAGAGACUACUACUGCUGCAACCAAGAAAUUAAGUUUAAAACAUGGCUACUCGAGACUCUGCGGUUGAUGAGGCAAUAACUGCAUCAGGCGAGUCCACAUGGGAACGGGCUACAGCAAAAGCUAAAGACAAAUUUGACGAGCUCGUAAAUGUCUCGCUUAUCAUCGCUGUGACUGGAAAGACAGGAGCUGGGAAAUCUUCCUUUAUAAAUGCACUUAGAGGUCUACGUAAAGAUGAUGUUGGAGCAGCUCCUACUGGAGUCACAGAAACUACAAUGGAGCCCACCAUGUAUGAGCAUCCUGGAAUGCCAAAUGUGAAGAUCUGGGACCUGCCUGGAAUAGGAAGUCCAAACUUCAAAGCAAAAAAAUACCUUAAAGAUGUCAAAUUUAACACCUAUGAUUUCUUCAUCAUCUUGAACUCGGAGAGGUUCAUGGAGAAUGACGUCAUGCUGGCUAAAGAAAUAAGAAAAUGCAAGAAAAGCUUUUACUUUGUUCGUUCUAAGAUUGACAAUGACAUCCGUGCAGAGCAAAAGGAGAACAAACGAUUUGAUAAGCUGAAAGUGCUUGCCAAAAUAAGAGAGGAUUGUCAAAAAAACCUACAAAAAAUGGGAAACCCCAAAGUUUUCUUGAUUUCCUCUUUUUUCUUGGAUAAAUAUGAUUUUGAAAUACUUCAAAACACACUAGCAGAAGAGCUCCCAGAACAUAAGAGAUCUGCUCUUCUACAAGCCUGGCCUGUGUGCUCUGCUGAAUGUCUUGAGAAGAAGAUCAAAAUGUUUAAAGGUCUGAUCUGGGCUGUAUCUCUUGCCUCUGCUGGCAUAGCAGCCGUCCCUUUGCCUGGACUAUCAGUAGCAUGUGAUACAACUAUUGUGUUGCUUUUCCUCACCAGAUGCUACUAUGCAUUUGGUUUGGAUGACAGAUCACUGAAAAGGCUUUCAGAAAAAGUAAACAAGCCCUUGCUGGAAUGUCGGGACAAAUCAAAGUUUGCAGCUGCUAUUAGAAAUAAAACAAUGACCACAAUACAGACAUCUGCUAUGUUUAUAUCAGUUUCUGUUGCUGAAGAAUUGCUGAGUUUGAUUCCAGUUGUGGGCAGUGCUGUUGCUGCCGGAUUGUCCUUUGCUUCUACUCAGUUAUUCUUGAGAAAAGGAUUAAAUGAAUUGGCAGAAACUGCUCGAGAAAUUAGAAAAGAAGCUGAGCUUGACAAAAUGUCAAGUAACCAGGGAUGUCACAGAGAAUAAUAACCCCUAAAAUAGAUGUCCACAAGCUGGCCUGAACAUGUGUUUCUUUAAUUAUCAUA
Messenger RNA from Sinocyclocheilus rhinocerous, 1464 nucleotides. Its product is annotated as interferon-inducible GTPase 5-like. The transcript has 3 exons. Gene Ontology annotation, molecular function: GTP binding. Gene Ontology annotation, cellular component: membrane. Bases 215 to 1405 code for a protein of 396 amino acids. The record is from RefSeq and is a predicted model, not a curated record. NCBI's taxonomy places the organism in Eukaryota, Metazoa, Chordata, Actinopteri, Cypriniformes, Cyprinidae.